AUGAUGAUGCUCGGAGCGCUCUGCCUCCCGCCCUGCGCCAGGGCCCAGACGAGGAUCCCGCUGGAGACGGUGAAGUCCUGGGCAGAUGCCUUUGGUGGGGAGCUGUACUCCAUUGUCACCAAGUAUUCAGGCUCUCUCCUGCUGCAGAAGAAGUACAAAGACGUGGAGCCAACUCUGAAAAUCAAGGAGGUGGACGGCCUGGAGCUGGUGAAGAAGUUCUCGGAGCAGAUGGAGAGCAUGCUCCGCAGGAAGGUGGAAGCUGUUGAGAGGCUGGUGGAAGCAGCAGAAGAUGCAGAUCUGAACCACGAGUACAACUCCUCUCUGGAGUUUGAUUACUACAACUCUCUCCUGAUUAAUGAUAAGGAUGAAAAUGACAAUUACGUGGAGCUUGGGGAUGAAUUCAUUCUGGAGCCAAAUGAGCAUUUCAAUAACCUGCUGGUGAACACAACCUACAGCGAUAUCCAGCUGCCCACCAAUGUCUACAACAAAGACCCGGACAUCCUCAAUGGGGUUUACAUGUCAGAAGCCCUGAAUCCGAUUUUUGUGGACAACUUUGAAAGGGAUCCCACACUGACCUGGCAGUACUUUGGCAGCUCCACCGGAUUCUUCAGGCUGUACCCAGGAAUAAAGUGGUUACCAGAUGAGAACGGAGUCAUCUCCUUUGACUGCAGAAACCGUGGCUGGUACAUCCAGGCAGCCACCUCUCCCAAGGACAUUGUCAUCAUUGUGGAUGUCAGUGGCAGCAUGAAGGGCCUGAGGAUGACCAUUGCCAAGCACACCAUCGUCACCAUUCUGGAUACUCUGGGAGAAAACGACUUUGUCAACAUCAUUGCAUACAAUGAUUAUGUUCAUUUUAUCGAGCCCUGUUUUAAGGGUAUCCUGGUCCAAGCAGACAGAGAUAACAGAGAGCACUUCAAGCAGCUGGUGGAGGAACUGCAGGCAAAAGGAGUGGGGACUGUGAGCAAGGCUUUGACAGAGUCCUUCAAAAUCCUGAGAGAGUUCAGAGAUGCUGGCCAAGGAGGUUUGUGUAACCAAGCCAUCAUGCUGAUCACCGACGGAGCCGUGGAGGAUUACGAAGCUGUGUUUGAAAAAUACAACUGGCCCGAUCGGAAGGUGCGGGUGUUCACGUACCUCAUUGGACGGGAGGUCACUUUUGCCCCGAACGUCAAAUGGAUCGCCUGCAACAACAAAGGCUACUACACCCAAAUCUCCACGCUGGCAGAUGUCCAGGAGAACGUCAUGGAGUACCUGCACGUGCUCAGCCGGCCCAUGGUCAUCAACCACGACCACGACAUCAUCUGGACCGAGGCCUACAUGGACAGCGCGCUCUUUGCCUCGCAGGCGCAGAGCCUGCUGCUCAUGACCACCGUGGCCAUGCCGGUGUUCAGCAAGAAGAACGAGACGCGAUCCCAUGGCAUUCUCCUGGGUGUGGUGGGCUCUGAUGUACCGCUGAGGGAGUUGUUAAAACUUGCUCCACGGUAUAAGCUGGGUGUCCACGGCUACGCCUUCCUGAACACAAACAACGGCUACAUCCUGUCACACCCAGACCUCCGUCCUUUGUAUAAAGAAGGGAAGAAGCUGAAGCCGAAGCCGAACUACAACAGCGUAGAUCUCUCAGAAGUGGAGUGGGAAGACCAAGAUGAAAUACUGAGAAGUGCUAUGAUCAAUGGGGAAACAGGCUACCUCUCCAUGGAUGUGAAGGUCCCCGUGGACAAAGGGAAACGGGUUCUCUUCCUCACCAAUGAUUAUUUCUUCACUGACAUCAGUGGCACACCCUUCAGCCUGGGUGUUGUGCUGUCCAGGGGGCACGGGGAGUACAUUCUGCUGGGGAACACUUCAGUGGAAGAAGGUUUGCACGACCUGCUCCAGCCAGACCUGUCUUUAGCAAAUGAAUGGAUUUACUGCAUCACCGACAUCGAUCCCGACCACCGCAAGCUCAGCCAGCUGGAGGCUGUGAUCCGUUUCCUCACUGGAGAGGAGCCUGACCUGGAAUGUGAUGAGGAGUUGGUCCAGGAAGUGCUGUUCGAUGCAGUGGUCACUGCCCCCAUGGAGGCCUACUGGACAACAUUAGCCCUCAACAUGUCCUUGGACACCGAGGCAGGCAUUGAGAUUGCGUUUCUGGGCACUCGGGCUGGACUCAUGAGGAGUGCCCUGUAUGUGGGCUCUGAGAAGAUUUCCAACAAGAAAUUCCUGACACAGAAGGACAAGGAAAGCAUCUUCACCAUGGACCACUUCCCUCUGUGGUACCGCAGGGCGGCCGAGCAUCCCCCCGGCAGCUUCAUCUACAGCAUUGUCUCGGAAGAUGAUUCAGAGGGGGGUGGCCUGCCAAAAGUGGUGACAGUGAGCACGGCCGUGUCUGUGUCUGUGGACGGGAAGAUGGGAAUUGCUGCAGCUGUGGGUGUGCAAAUAAAGCUGGAUUUGCUCCAACGCAAGUUUUGGAAGGCCAUGCAACAGUGCAGCGGCCUGGACGGCGCCUGUCCACUCAGCUGUCAGGAUGAUAUUCUGAACUGCUUCCUCAUUGACAACAACGGCUUUAUACUUGUUUCCAAAAUACCUGAAGAGACUGGAAAAUUUUUUGGUGCAGUGGAUGGCUCAGUGAUGACCCAGCUACUAAACAUGGGCAUGUUCAGGCGAGUGACCAUGUAUGAUUACCAGGCCAUGUGCAAGGUGCCCUACCACCACCACAGCGGCGCCCGGCCCCUGCUCAGCCCAAUUUAUGCCUUUGUAGCUGCAGUGAAGUGGCUGAUAAGUGAUUUCCUCAUCUUCCUUUUGGAGUUUAACAUGAGUAGCUUCUGGCACUCAGACAACUUGGCAGAUGCCAAGGCUGUCUUCCACCACUCUCACAGGCACAAGAAGCACGACACGCUGCAGCCCUGCGACACCGAGUACCCCGUGUUCGUGUACGAGCCGGCCAUCAGGGAGACCAACGGGCUCAUCGACUGCGGAGACUGCCAAAAGAUGUUUGUGGCACAGCAGAUCAUCAGCAGUAACCUCCUGCUCCUCGUCACGGACACUGUCUGCGAUUGCAGCGUCUUCCCACCCGUCCCAAUGGAUGCAAAAGAGGUCAAAUACAACGCGUCCGUCAAGUGCGAGAGGAUGCGCUCGCAGAAGCUGCGCCGCCGGCCGGACUCGUGCCACGCCUUCCACCCUGAGGAGAAUGCCCAGGACUGCGGUGGCGCUGCUGCCAUCGCCGUGUGGCCGACGCUGCUGCUCCUGCCCCUGGUGCUGCUCCUGCGGUGA
This is a messenger RNA of Pseudopodoces humilis (Tibetan ground-tit), 3240 nucleotides long. NCBI's taxonomy places the organism in Eukaryota, Metazoa, Chordata, Aves, Passeriformes, Paridae. The record is from RefSeq and is a predicted model, not a curated record.